Molecule: messenger RNA, 1236 nt
Organism: Cooperia oncophora
Lineage: Eukaryota; Metazoa; Nematoda; Chromadorea; Rhabditida; Trichostrongylidae
Source: the annotation of a GenBank genome assembly
AUGAAUCCGGCCUCAUCUAAAGUCCACAGCGCUUGUUUCAACGCCCAACAAGAUGGUUUCUCUGUGGCGACAGAUUCGGGUAUACGUUUCUUUAAUUCUCAUCCACCUGUGUUGUUACGCAGCUUCAGCAGAGAACAAGUUGGUGGAGUCAAGGUAGUCGCCAUUCUUCACCGAUCUAAUAUCAUUGCUUUCGUUGGUGGAGGCAGUUAUGCGAAGUAUCCCUCGAAUACGGUGAUGAUUUGGGAUGACAAGCAACAAGAACUGGUUCUUGAGGUUACUAUUGCUGGUGGGCCAAUUCUGAACGUUCUACUUGCAUAUUCGAAAUUAGUUGUGCUGCAAGAAAGAAGGAUUCAUGUGUUUCAAUUUCCAAGUCCAUGCAAACUUAUUAGAACGGAAGAAAUACGAUGCAAUCCAACAGGAUUAGCGGCUAUCGGUUGUGAUUUCAAUGGCUCUUCUCAAAUGUUAGCCUAUCCUGGCUUCAAGGGUACAAUACACAUCUUCGCUGUUAGGGAUUCUGACGAUGCCAAGAGAGGUAUUUUGCACAAGGUUGGUUUAUCCAAAGGCGAAAAACGAAGUUCCGUUCAAAUUUCGCUCGAACCACGAGUGCUUGCUGUAGGAUUUAUUAAAGCCUCAUCGUCUUCUAUGCAGUCAGUGGUUGCUAUCUGUCAAGAUGGAUCUUACCACAGGUAUUUCUUUGCAGUGAAAAUCAUUGUUCAGGAACAGCUGGCCGAAGCUCAAGAGCUACGCAAUAAGUUUCGAGAUGAGGUGUCAAAGAAGAUGGGCGAGCUUCUUCUUCGCGGAGUCACCAUGCUGGAUGCAUAUUGUCAAAUCUGCAACGGUAUUUUAAUGGAAGAUCGUAAUGGAGUCCGCACAUGUGUCACCUGUGAGCUGUUUGCUGAACGCACAAGAGAGGGAUCACGAUUAGUUGCAGAGGUGCGUAUGGUUGACAUAGAACGGAAAAACUGGGCUGAAGGGAAUGUUCCGGUGGUUGGAUCGAAGGAGUCAACACCAUCUGCUCCAACUACGUCAGUUCCAGCCAGAGGGCCCACGGGAAUUCGGGGUGUACCUCUUUCCUUCGAUGGAUGCACUGCAGCGCUCCUUGCCAUCGACAGAAAACUAAAGUGGGCUGGCGAGAGAAUUGAUCGAAGUGAAAAUCCAUCAGAAAUCCGAGAAAUGUUCGCUCUUGUUAACGAAGGAUUGAAUAUCAUCCGGCAUGCGAAAGUUGGUCGUGAGUAA